Messenger RNA from Paramisgurnus dabryanus, 3011 nucleotides. It is a transcript of the gene rsph1, whose product is annotated as radial spoke head component 1. Gene Ontology annotation, cellular component: nucleus; motile cilium. The record is from RefSeq and is a predicted model, not a curated record. Gene Ontology annotation, biological process: spermatid development; axoneme assembly. Lineage: Eukaryota; Metazoa; Chordata; Actinopteri; Cypriniformes; Cobitidae.
UGAAGGUCAUCAGUCACAGCAGCGGGACAUAAGUUCAGUAAGGCCGUCCCAAUUCCAAGGAUGUUCAAAACGAUAUCUCAAAUUGGGUGCUUUUCUCUGCGCUGCUAAGGAUAGAAGGAGUAUUUCUCUUUGCUGACUUUGGAGGCUGCCACCUUCAAAGACCGAGUGCCUUCUGAUGUCGCGUCCUUAGAAGGUCGCAUCCGCUGAAUUGGGACACAGCUAAGGAAUAUUCAGCGUCGUUUCUAUGGUAACAGUAAACAACGUUAAACUGCAAGUUGUCUUUAGGACUCUUCGACUUUAUCUGCACAUUAGCCUAAUAUCUAUCAUGUCAGACGUUGGCUCUGAAGAGUUUGACGACGAGCAAGGGUCACUGGGGGAGUAUGAGGGAGAUAGAAAUGAAGCUGGAGAGAGACACGGACAAGGCAAAGCUGUCUUACCUAAUGGAGACACUUAUCAGGGAGCAUAUGAAAACGGCAAGAGAUCUGGUCGGGGCACAUACAAGUUCAAGAAUGGUGCCAGAUAUAUUGGGGAGUGGUAUUUAAAUUUAAAACAUGGACAAGGUUUAUUUUAUUACCCAGAUGGAUCCAAAUAUGAAGGAAGCUGGGUUGAUGAUCAGCGUCAGGGUCACGGUGUUUACACAUACCCUAAUGGAGACACAUAUGAUGGUGAAUGGCUACGUCAUCAUAGACAUGGGCAAGGUACUUACACAUAUCAUGACACAAGCUCUCAGUACACGGGCACAUGGAUCAUGGGUAAAAUGGAGUCAGCUGGAGAGCUUAUUCAUCUGAACCACAGAUAUCAGGGCAUCUUUGUUAAUAAUAAUCCAUCUGGUCCAGGAAAAUAUGUGUUUAACAUUGGGUGUGAGCAGCAUGGGAAAUAUCUUCAGAUAGAUCAGAUAAAAGAAGAUACAGAGGAAGAGGAGCCUGUGAUAACAACCACACUAACAUGGAAACCCAAGACAGUUACUGGGCUUUCUAACUGGACCAGUAUAACAGAUACCUCAGAUCAAGCUCUUGUGGAAGAGUGAGAGAAAAUGACCCAAAUGAGAAAAAAAAUAAGUGUGAUACAUUGAGAGAUGAUAAUAAUACAUGAACAUAUCAGUUAAUAAUACUUAAAAUAUGAAUCCCAUUCAUCCCCCUGUCUCCCCUGCAUACUGAAUAUGUAUGCAUUUGUUUGAUUAGAUUUACAUUAAUGCAUUUAGUAGAUGGUAUUAGCCAAAGUGACUUGCAGUACAUUCAAGGUAUACACUUUAUCAGUUUGUGCGUUUCAGAGAAAUCAAACCCACAAGCUUUUGCGCUAUUACUGUGUUGCUACACCCACUUAAAAAAAUAAAAAACAAGAAUUUCUUUACAGCUAUGCCAUAGAAGAAACAUUUUUGGUUCCACAAAGAACCAUUCAAUCAAAGGUUCUUUACCAUUUCUUUCAUACAUUUUAAUAAUCUAAAGAACCCCUUUUCACUACAAAGAACCUUUUGUGAAACAGAAAAGGUUCUUUGUGGAACCAUUCUAGGGUUGCCAACUGUCCUGUAUAAGCCGAGACAUCUCAUAUUGUGGGCCAAAUUGAUUUAUCCCUUAUGUGACCUCCCGCGACCCUUCGUUGUUUAAAGAAACAGUAAGUUAGAAAUGUAUAUCAAUUAAUCAUAAAAUGGCCCUAAUAUGUCACUAGACAUUAAGAAAUCAUCUUCAUUUCAAAUACUUAUAUCACUGCAGCCCUCAACUGAUGUUUAUGGUGUCGUUUUGUGUAUUGGCCACCAGUUGUGUGAUUGUAGUACCAGUUUUAGCCACAAUCCUACAUACUGUUCCUUUAACUUCAUGUGGCGCCACAAGAACCGAGAGACAGAUGACAUCAAAAUCCAACGAGAGCAAUUGAAGAAAUUAUCCAGAGGAGACUGCUAUUGAAAUGCUCUCAUGGUACUUUGAUGUCAUAUGCGUGUUGGUUCCAGCACCGCCGCACAAAGUCGAACAAGCAGCAACACCAGAAGUGCUAAUCACGACACACGAGCACAAUCUGGCGGUGCCACUUUUAGCAUAGCUUAGCAUAAUCCAUUAAAUCUGAUUAGACCAUUAACAUUGCGCUCAAAAACAACCAAAGAGUUUUGAUAUUUUUCCUAUUUAAAACUUGACGCUUCUGUUGUGACAUUGUGUACUAAGACCGACAGAAAAUUAAGAAAAAACUUUUUUGGCUGAGUUUAGUUAUAAAUUAAUAUUAAAUUAGGAGAUUAGCUAUCAUUUUGAAAAAUGGCUUAAAACAUUACACUGUAAAUUCACACAAAACCAAUCCCGGCAGGCCACCUUUUGUCCCGUAUUUCAGAGUGACCAAGUCGGCAACCCUAAACCGUUUAGAAAAUAAAGGUUCUUCUAUAUGGCAUCGUGAAGCACCUUAAUUUUUAAGGGCUGAGCUACAUGAACACUAAUAAAACAUAAUUAUUUUUUCCAAUAAAUAAAUGUCUCACAAUUCAGCAUCCAGUUUGCUACUUGGAUUUAGUGCAAUUAAUUGUAAUUUUAAAGUGCAUUUGAUUCUGAAUGGUGCACUACCUUGUCUUGUAUCAUCCUGAAGAGAUUUAUUUUGGGAAAAGAUCAAUUGAUUUAAAUUGUGCUGUUUAUUACAUUGAUACUUACCAAAUAAAUAAAUGAACUUGAAAUAUAGAUUUUUUGUUUGAAUUGUUUUAUUAUGUAAAAAGAGCCUGCAAAUUGGUAUGAGAGAUCUGAUAAUAAUAAUGUUCUAACAUUAAUUAACAAUGCGACAUGAAGCAAACAACCAACAAUGAUCUGUACAGCUUUUAUUAAUUGUAGUUAAAGGUGGGGUGCAUGAUCUCUGAAAGCCAAUUUUGAUAUUUGAAACCACACACACACAAACACGUCCCUACCCCAAUAGAAUCUGGACCUUCUUUUGAUAGACCCACCCCACACAUACAAAACCCAGGCAAUGAUCGGUUAGUAGACACGACCCUUACUGCUGAUUGGCUACAAGUGCGUUUUGGUACUCUGCCCGACUCCCUUUUUCAAAAAUCA